GUUUAUGAGUUAGCAUUCCUAAGUGACGUGUAUUAAGUUUGUGUUAUGUCGACAAAAAAAAGGAAGCCGGUUUCUAAAAUUAAUAGCGGUGAAAGCUCCCAAGAGUCUAAUCCGCAGAGCAAAGAAAGAGUGAAACCCGCACCCCCUGUUAUUUCGUACAGAAGAAUAAUAAUAAGAACUGUUCUUAUCGUUGGUUCCCUGAUAUUAAUCAGAUAUUAUACAGAAAAAGAUGGAUUCGAAUCCUUUGCUCCAAACACGCGUCAGUCACGAAAACUAGUAGCUGAUAUUCCUUGUUCGAAAGAUUAUGAUGAUGAUAGAAAAGUAUUUACAGAGUGUGCACCCAAAAAGUGUGGUAGGAUUGUCAUGGAUAAUGUUGUCUCUGAAGAGGAAGCUAAAAAUAUGCUAAAAAUUGCACAGAGAGGUUUACUUCGAGGAGGAUCAUCCGGAGGAGCCUCAAUUUUAGAUUUGCAUUCCGGAGCCUUGUCUCAAGGAGAACAAUUUGUAAACAUAUACAAGUUAAUGGAACGUGAAAAAAUUCUGACGGAAGACGACUUUAAAAUCUAUACCAAUGUGAAGAACAAGAUUAGAAAUGCUAUAGCUCAGCAUUUUGAAAUUCCAGUUUCGUCUCUUUAUCUAACAAAACCUACUUUUUUCUCGAGAAUGAUUGAUCGGCCUGCUAAAACUAUUCAUGACGAGUAUUGGCAUCCUCACGUUGAUAAGAAGACUUAUGGAAGCUUCCAUUAUACGUCUCUUUUAUAUUUAUCAACCUAUGAGAAAAAUUUUAAAGGUGGUCGUUUCGUUUUUAUCGACAAACAAGUUAAUAGAACUGUAGAACCCUUGAUGGGAAGACUUUCUUUCUUUACAUCUGGUGCAGAGAACGUACAUUUUGUGGAAAAAGUAACGGAGGGAACCCGAUAUGCUGUGACAGUUUCAUUCACUUGUGACCCAUCUCAAGCAAUAAGUGAUCCUAAAUUGUAAUUAUUGUUAAGACAAAAUUAGCAUAAAUUUUCCAAAUGUAAUCGUUGUUAAAUAAAAAACUAAAAGGAAACUAAAGAAAAUUGUUAUCGAGAUUCAUUUAUCUCACUUUGAGAAGUUUCGUUCAGUAAUUUGUACAUACGUACAUCCAAAUCGAUUUCCUUACUAAAUAUAGAAAAGAGGUUGACGGCCGCAUCAUCAUUAUCAUUUUUUAGAUCUUCUUGAUAUUUUUCCAUAGUUCCAAGUAAACAAUUGACGUAUGAUAAUUCACCUCUAGUAUAGUUGUCUAAUUCUGUUGCAACUUCUUUCAUAUCAUCCAGAACUUUAUGAGAAUACGCCAUAUUUUUCAUUUCGUGAAUUAAUUCGUUGUUGGUCUUUUGCUUUUCUUUUAUAAGAUGAUCUAUAUUUUCUACUUCACUUUUUAAUCCCUCAUUGAGCUUUUUAGUAGACUCCAAUUCAGCCUUUAAGAGAUCUGUUUUUGAUAAAUUGGACGAUAGAUUUGAUAUUAGAUUUUCAUUCAUAUCCUUAAUUCUUCUAUUUUCUCUAUUAGCCAUCGCAAAAGCUUCUUGUAGCUCAACGAUACUUUGUUUCAGAGUAUUAUCCAUAUUUUUGUCUACUAUUGCAGUAUUAUUUAAAUUAUUUACUUGAAGAAUCGAAAUGUUCUAGAACGUGUAUUUUAUCGAAAAUUCCGC
Molecule: messenger RNA, 1667 nt
Organism: Dimorphilus gyrociliatus
Lineage: Eukaryota; Metazoa; Annelida; Polychaeta; Dinophilidae
Source: the annotation of a GenBank genome assembly